AUGGAGAAUCACAGUUCUCCGGUUCGUAAAGAGCCCCGCUCACGUUACAAAAAAAGAAACUACAGACACUUUAAGUUAGCUCUCGUCUUAAUGGCAAUUUUAUCACUUUCUAUAUUUAUUAUCAACUUGUUUUUCUACGAACACUUUGACGAUUCAUGGUACAACUGCCAUCCUGCAGACUUCACCAGUCGCCAAUUAAAGAAGGGGCCUGGAGGCGGUGAUGUGCUUGAGCUCCGACCACGCUGUGGUGAUCCUCCACUGCGGCUCUACAAGCUUCACGAAUUCUGCGCCGCAUACGCCCCAGAGCUGCAGAAUGCUACCUGGGCUGACGAGAGUGUGAAACGCUUUCGCUCUGCUCCUGGAGACAAUGAUGCUGGGCUACCCUCCUAUCCCUUUCUUCCACGACCUGUAUGCUUUCGCAACAGCAAGCUCUUCUACGAUGGAACAGACCUAGGAAGACGUCCGCUUCCAAAGACUAUUCGCAUUAACUUGGACUGGGCGAAUCUAACGGAGGACGUCUUUAAUCAACUGCAGCGGGACGCAUCCCUUGAGAAAGUGGUGGUGGUACCUGCGAUUGGUCUUGUUCCGUUAGGUGAGUUUAUGGUGGGUCAACUAUAUCAUAUUAUGAACGAUUUGGUUGCGCCGCUAAUGACUCUCAUGACGAGGGGAGGGAACACAACGGUACCACAGUUGUUUACCGAGCUGGCGAAGUCGCCUACACAGAUAUUUACAAUGCCUCACAAGGACUUGAUGUGGCCGCGGGCACGCAAGGAGUAUGCGGUGCCGCAAACGAAGCAUUUUAUGGGUGCUUUCUCCUAUCCCACGGCACCGUCACGCUACUUUUUUGAUGGUGCUCCCAUUCUGCAUGAAAAUACUCUCUACUGUACCUGCCAGGGGAUGUUAGUUGGCAACACGGGAGUGGAGGAACCCCAACAACGUCGAUACGCCGCGCUACGCCUUGCUGCCGAUCUGAUACUGCGGUAUAUGAAUGAGACGCCGUACGAGUCGGCAGAGGAGACUGGUGUGGCGGAGGAUGUAGAUGGUGUGCCCGUGCCUGUCCUGCGCCGCUUCAGCCACAUGCCGCACAUUGCCCGGCGCUUCUGGACGACGGAGGUAGAUGUGGUGCAACGCCGCGGGGUGGCGGGUAGCCGUACGGCGACAGUGCCGGUCUACCGCCCCCGGCUUCUGCUUAUCACCCGCAAGCGGAGGAGGGUGCACAACUCUGAGGAACUGGCCGCAAUGGCGGAGCGUCUCGGGUUCAACGUGCAGGUGGUGGAUAUGGAGACGAUGUCGCUGGAGGAGCAGUUCCACGUGGCUCGGCACGCCGACGUGGUGAUGGGCAUGCAUGGCAUGGGUCUGACGCACGUCCUGUGGAUGGAUGGACGCCAACGGAGUAAUUGUCGCACGUUAAUUGAGCUAAUGCCAUUCGGGUGUCCCCAGAAACUAAUACACUUUUACAGUACGUUUUCAAAAGCAGUUAACAUUCACUACGAAUACGUGGAGGCCGUCGACAUGUACCUUGAUGGCCUUAAUAAGGGUGGCAACGCAAGCGAAUUAGAAAAGGAGGAGUUUCUCCAAGUGAAAAAACGCAUGAUAUCAUGCGGGUUUCGCUGGCGAUACAAAGGUUUCGCCGAUCAAAUUGCUGUUUACAAUGUGUCUGAUGUAGAACAACAACUUGUAGCAGCACGCGAACGCCUAAGAAUGUGCGGUAUUUCUUAG
Molecule: messenger RNA, 1719 nt
Organism: Trypanosoma theileri
Lineage: Eukaryota; Euglenozoa; Kinetoplastea; Trypanosomatida; Trypanosomatidae
Exons: 1
Coding region: 1-1719 (572 amino acids)
Molecular function (GO): glycosyltransferase activity
Source: RefSeq, a predicted model, not a curated record